Podarcis raffonei (Aeolian wall lizard) is the source of this 12117-nucleotide messenger RNA. It is a transcript of the gene TNRC18, whose product is annotated as trinucleotide repeat containing 18. Gene Ontology annotation, molecular function: chromatin binding. The transcript has 31 exons. The record is from RefSeq and is a predicted model, not a curated record. Lineage: Eukaryota; Metazoa; Chordata; Lepidosauria; Squamata; Lacertidae. Bases 869 to 9919 code for a protein of 3016 amino acids.
CAAACUGGACUCCGGACAGCCGGCGCCGUUUACUCCGAAGUGAGACCCAAAGUCCACCGGCCAUUACUCCCACGCCAAAGGGCACAGGCUCGCAGCCAAGUUUCCAGACCUAAACUGCAAAUAUCCUCGCCAGCACCGCGCUCCCAAGACCAGGCCUGGGAUGUUUGUUGGCCGGAGAGAUCGUGUAGACACAACCAAGCGGCGUGAAAGCGGAUCAAGCUAGAGAAGCCCAGUGUUCAGGGUUCUCCCGUCUCUCUCGGGGAGAUCCAAGGAGAGGAACUUGAAAGGGGUUUUUUUUGGUGGAUUGCACCUAUUCCAAGCCCGGGCUGUAUAUGUGUGGAUCUUGAAGUCUCCCGACCGACAAGGCGCCGACCUGGAGCUUACGAGGAAGCCGGACCCGUUCACACGACGAGGGAACCCGAGUUUGUGAAAGCCGCGAGCCGAGGAACCCGCCUGUCCUGCCGCUUUUCAGGGUGGAGAGGGGAGCCCAGGAGAACCAGGCGAGGACCUUUUUGGAUGCUCAGAGUGGAAGAGGAAGAGGAAGAAGGGGGGAGGAAGGCCGCUGCAGCCCCCACCCCGGAAAAAAACCAAAACACCCCGGUUGUGGAUCUAAUUUUUUGAAACGCGGGAGGGAGGGUUGGGGUCCAGGUGCGAGAAAACCCGGCCGAAGAAUGCCAAAGAAGAGGACUAGAUAAAAAUUAAAAAUACAACUCCUUCCGAAAGGCUCCCGUCCGGGGCCGCCUGGGCAGCCGGAGCCCCGCGCGCGCGGAGAAUGGUUGCGCGGCCGGGCGCGCGGCGCGGGCAGCGGCGCUUGUCCUCGCUGCGCCUUCGCUGAGUCCGGCGGCGGCGGCGGCGGCGGGAGCGCAGCAUGGAUGGGCGAGACCUCGGCGGGCCCCCGCGCGCCGUCCACCUCCCGCCGCCGCCGCUCCUCUCGGGCCUGGCCAUGGACGGGCACCACCGCGCCGCCGCCGCCGCCGCCCGGCUCGCCCCCUUGGCGGCCGGACUGCCGCCCGCGCCCCUCGGCCCCGCCAAGUACCUCGCCGCCGGACUCAACCUCCAUUCCCACGCGGGAUUCUCCCACCUUCCCAACGGACUGUAUCCCUCAUACAUUCCUCUGAGCCACCUGGAGCCUCACAACAGUGGCAGCCCCUUGCUUGCUCAGCUGGGCCAGCACAGCCUCUUUGAGUCUCCAAAAGAUGGGUUUUAUCUUGGUGGCCACGCAGGGCAGCCCCCCUUGCACCCCCAGGCCCCCCCCUCGAGGACGGCAGCCAGCCAUGGGCCCAGCGCCCUCCACCGCGAGAAGGAGCUUGGGCACCUGCCCAGGGCCUCGAAGGACGGCGCCAGGGACGUCAGCAAGGAGCGGGCAUGCCGGGGCGACGUCCUUCUGGCCGGCCCCAAGAAAGAGGGCAAGGCCCGGGAGGAGCCCAGGCCGCACAGCGUGGUGGACCUCACCCAGGACACCAAGCCCGACAGCGACAGGAAAGUGAGCGGCCCCGACAAAGGUGCCAGGGCCGGGGAGCAGCCGCUGCCCCCCUUCCUGGCUGAGCACGUGCCGAGUCGCGGCACCCACGGCGGAGAACCAAAGUUCAAGAACCCGCUGCAGACCUCCUCGCUCAGCAACUGCAACGGCGGAGGGGACCCUCUGGGGAAAGCGCUGGGCUCGGAGCAGGACCGCUGCGCCAGGGACCCCACGCGGCACGACGAGAACAUGAGGCCUUCCUCGCACUCGGAGCGGCUGCGGAGGGGGGAUUCCGGGGCAGGGGCCGCCGCCUUGCACGUGGCCUGCAGCUGCCCCUCUCCGGGCCAGCCGGGGAAACUGGCCCCCGCUUCCUCCGCCUUCCCCCCGCAGCCGGUCCAUUCCAACAUGUACACCAUCUUCCCUCUGGCCAAGGAGGCCGGCAGGGAGCACAAGGUCAUCGCGCCCACCUUUGUGCCUUCCGUGGAGGCUUACGACGAGCGCAGCGGGCCCAUCCAGAUCGCCUCGCAGGCCCGGGACAACGGUGGCAGCAAGGUGAAGGAGAAGGACCCGCCGGCCGCCCGGGUGGGCGUCCUCCAGGCCUUGCCCGAGAGGUGCCUGGGCGACGGCGCCCGCAGCCUCCUGCCCCCGGACUUUGCGCCUCACGGCGACGCCAAGAGGUUGGAGGUUCUGCGCGAGAAGAGCUCCGUCAUCCGGGCCACCUCCACGGCGCUCAGGAAGCAGGGGCCCCCCGAGACGUUCCUCAGCAGGCCCCGGCUCGGCUCCCCCGAAAGCAGGGGCGACUUCCUCGCCUCCAAAGACUUGCUCAAGCCGGGCUCGGAGUCAGAGCAUCGCUCCUGCGAGCGGGAGCGGUUUCCGCGGCCCACCUGCAAGGACGCAGCAAAGAUCUAUGGCACUUUGGACAGUUCUUCCUCCUCUUCCUCCUCUUCUUUGUCGUCCGCCUCGUCCCGGGGGCAGCACCUCGACCACGGCCAGCCCCCAAAGCCCUCCGAGCAGAAAUGGAAGCCUUUCGACAUGGGCAACUUUGCCACCACGCAGAUGGCGGUCUUGGCGGCACAGCACAACCAGGCCAGCCGGGCGGAGGAGGAAGCCAAGAAGGCGUACCUCGACCCCGGAGGCCUGCAGAGGACCGUGGUGACGGCGACACGGAGCGCGGAAGGCCUCCAUUCUACCUCUCACGGAGAAGGCUCGGCCAUGCAGAGCCUCAUCAAGUACAGCGGCAGCUUUGCCAAGGAGGCGGCGGCGGCUCGGUCGGGCAGCGGCAAGAAGAGCCCCUUUGGCGGUUUGGGGCACAUGAAGGCCGACCCUGCCCUGCAGGCCUCAGCCAGGAUCCAGCAGCUGCUGCCCCACCAGGCCAGCAAACAGCUGAAGAAGGAGCCUGAGCGCCCCGAGAGCGCCAAGUCCUUUGGGCGCGAGAGCAUCGGGUCGCAGGGCGAGGGGGAGGUGCGCCACCUCCCCGUGGGCAUCGCCGUGGCCGUGGCGAGGCAGAAGGACAACAGUGGCGGCAGUGGCAAGGUGGGGCCGGGAUUGGCGGACCGCGAUCGCGCCCUCUCCCUGGGCAACGUCAAAGGACACGGACGCUCCAGUGAGGACUGUGGAGACGACCGCCCACGCCACCGAGACAGCCACCUCCUGGCGAGUCGUCUGGAACGAGACCAGGAGAAGCUCCUCAGAGAAAGCAAAGAGCUGGCUGACUUCGCGCGGAUACAUCCUGCCGCUUGCACUGCGAACGGUUUGAACUCCAACCUCAUGGUGACUGGGGGCCCCCCCUUGACUGGCUCAGGGCGGUGGUCAGCUGACCCCGCGCCCCACCUAGCGACUCACCCGUGGCUGCCCAGGACCAGCAGCUCCUCCAUGUGGUUGGCGGGACAUCCCUACGGUCUCGGCCACCCUUCGUUGCACCAGGGCAUGACUCCCGGCUUCCCCGCUGGCAUGGGGGGAGCGCUCCCUUCCGCCUACCAGUUUGCCAGGGACCCUCAGUCUGGCCAGCUUGUCGUGAUCCCCAGCGAGCACCUGCCGCACUUUGCGGCAGAGCUGAUGGAGCGUGCGCCGCCUCUCUGGCCUGCCAUGUACCCCCCGGUGAGGAGCUCCUUGCAGCACGCGCAGCAGCUCCAGCUCCUCUCUCACCAGCAGCUGAUACGCCAGCACGAGCUGUACAUCUUGCAGCAGCAAGCCGCCCACGCCAUGGAGCUCCACCGCAGCGCCCAGCUGGUGGAGAGGUUAAAAGCGAGUGAGCAGCGGGCAGAGAUGGAGGAGAAGAUGUCCAAGCGGAAUCUGGAGGGCGCCAAGCCCGGCCUCGCCACCUCUGCCUCGGGCCUCCUGCGCCGGAAGCCCCCCGUCCUGUCGCCCAGCACCUCUGCCUCCUACAGCAAGGCCGGAAGCCCCCCUGCCCUGUCCCCAAGGGCAUCCCCUGUGCCCGUCCUCAAGGCAGAGGUGAUCCAGAAGAUGGAGGAGACCCCGCUGCAGCCGGCCUACUCCUACCCUGCCACCCCCAUCUCCCACCCUUCCAGCCCGCCCCCCGCUUCUCCGCCCCCGGCCCCCGCCAUCCCCCCGAAGGAAGAGGAGGAGCCUGAUGGCGCCGAGAAGAAGGAGAUGGAGAAAGAAGCCUCCAGUCCAUACCAGGCUUUGUUCCCAGAGAUUCCUUCGGGAUACCCAUACCAGGCCCUCCCGGCUUCUUUCAGAAGACACUACCCAUACCUCCUCCAGCCAACGGCCGCCUCGGACGCAGAUGGCUUGGCGCCCGAUGUCCCGCUGCCCGCUGGGGACCCCGAGGGCCUGGCCCUUUCCCCGGAGAUCAAGCCCACCCACCUCUCCCCAUCCAAAAUUGUGAAGCCCAUGCGGGCGGAUGAAGAGGAGGAGGGGGAAGAAGAAGAGGAGGAGGAGGAACCUCUGGAAGAACGAGUGAAGACGGAGCUGGAGCUGGACGCAAACCACGAGGGGGACAUCUGCAAGCAGGACGUGGGAGCCCUGGACCUGGCGGCCUCCGUGGCUCGCCCGCUCCAGGACGUGGGUGGCCGAGGGCUCCUCAUGUGCCACGGCAAGGCCUUGAGCAGCUUGAGGCAUGAAGAAGAGGAAGAGGAAGAGGAGGAAGAAGAAGCAGAAGCUCUUCGGGACUGCCAGCCUGUGUACGAAGCGAUGGCCUGUCCUGCAGAUCUGGAGAGCCAAGUGGAGGCUGCGGACGCUGACACCUGCCCCAUCCACGUCGACUACGAAGGCGCGUUGCUGCGCCGGCCGGCCGAGCAGGCGGAGGAGCCAUCGCUGUCCCUGGAGCUGCCUCACAUCCGCUCUCCGCAGGGAAGGGAAUUCCCCGUCCUCGUUCCGGAAGAGGAGCCGCUCCCGGAGAGGCCCUGCUGCGGGAGCGAGCCGGUCUCCUGCCUCGUCUCAGCCCUGGAUAUCAAGCCGGAAGACCCCCUGGCCGGGAUGAAUGCCCUGGUGGCCGCGGCCGAGUUGCCCCAGGUGUGCCCUCUGCUGGUGGGCGACAGCGUUGCCCAAGAGGCGGUGGUGAACCUGGAGGUGUCCUCUAGCCUGUCGCCGGAACACACUUUCCUGCAAGGGAUCACGCUGCUGAGCGAAAUCGCCGAGCUGGAGCUGGAGAAGAGGAGGCAGGAGGCAGAAGGUCUGGAGAGCUUUGCCACCCGCCCGACCCUGGAGAGCCUGCUAGCUGCCAGCACUCAAAUGCUCAUGGAAGUCCUCUCGAACCCCUUCAUGGACAGCUUGAAAAACAUCCGCCUGCCCCGGGAACUGGAUCCCAACAAAAAGUACAGCUGGAUGCAGAAGAAAGACGAACCGAUGCACUCCAUCAAGUCGGCCAUCGAGAACAUGGAUCCCAUGGAGCUGGACUUCAGGAUGAGGCUGGCCGAGCUGCAGAGGAGGUACAAGGAGAAGCAGCGCGAGCUGGUGAAACUGCAGCGGCGGAGAGACUCAGAGGAAAAGCAUGACGAGAAAAGUAGAAGCUUGUCCAGACGAGGCCCAGGAAGGCCCAGGAAGAGGAAGCAUGGACCGAGCGCAGUGCCGCCCCCUAUGGAGAGAGGGAAGAGGGACAGCAGGAGCGGAAAGCUGAGCAAAUCCUUGCUGCUCUCCGAAGACUCUGAGGCUGGCGAAGGAACCAGGAAAAGGCACAGGGGCCUCAUCCUCGAAGAGGACGAUGUGGAGAGCAGGAGCGGGAAGCCGAGAGGACGGAAUCGCAGCUGGGAUGAGCAGGACGUGCUGGCAAACUUCUCCAGCGAGCUGAGGAUUAAGAAGAAGAAGCUGGCGUCUGAGCAGGAGCAGCUGGUGAGCAAGCUUGACAAAGCGCUCUCCCUCGGCAGGCACAGCAAGCUGAAGUCCCCUUUUAAGUAUUCCGACGGCUCGGCGGGGAGGCCGAGAAAUGGCGGCUGUUACGGCGGCAGAUACGCGUCUGCCCACGAGGCCUUGCUGGGCAGGGACGAGAAGAGGAGCUUGGCCGAAACGCUGAGCUACUCCCUGAAAGACCCCAAAGAAGGUAAAAACAAAAUGGCUGCCAAAAUGAAGAAGAUGGAGGUGGGGCUAAAGCUCAAGGGUCACCUGAAGGCAUCCAUUUCACCAGCAAUAUCUGAAGCUAGCAGUUAUUCGUACAAUACAGACUCUGAGGAAGACGAGGGAUCCCUGAAGGACGAGUGGUCUUCUCACGGCUCCAGAACGAGACCCCCCAGCCUGUACGGUGUGGUGCCCCCCAAGAGCGGCCGAAUCGCCGGAGGAGGCCUCAGGGCGGCAGCCAAGAAGGGCAUCUGUGCCGCCAGGACUCUCAAAUCUAAACUGGCCGCCACGGCAAGCAGGAAGCCGCAGUUUUGCUUGUUGCCCGGAGAGGGGUCUUCCUUCAGCGAUUCUUCAGAGGACUCGUUCAAUCAAGCCCCUCUGCCCCCGACCCCUCCCCAUGACGCUUUCCAUGUCUGUGUCGGUCCCUCGCAUUUGUUCUCACGCUCCGCUCAAGAGGCAAAGCGAUUGGCUUGGAGCAGGGCAGGCACUCUGCAGCGAAAGGUCCCUAAACCUUGUUAUGUAGAUUCCAGCUCGGAAGAGGAGGAGGAAGAAGAGGAGGAAGCGGGGGACUAUGGAGUGGGGAACAGCGCCAGGCUUUCGUCCCCCGCCUUGGAUGAGAGCGGCUUGGGGCUUCUGGCCAGGUUUGCGGCCAGCGCCCUCCCCAGCCCCAUCAUCCCACCCUCUCUUUCCAUCGUCCAGCUGGAAGCCAAGCAGAAGGCCAAGAAGAAGGAAGAGAGGCAGAGCUUGAUGGGGACGGAGUUUGAAUACACGGACUCUGAGAGCGAGGUGAAGAUCAGGAAGAAGUCUCCCUCCGGCCUCCUGCGUGGGAAGAAGGGGCUGGCGGAAGCUGGCAGUGCCCCGGGUGCCCAGCCAGGGAGCACGAUGGACGUUACCUCCGCAGGCAGCUUGGAGAGGGCCAAGAUGGCGUCCGAGAAAAGCAGCAGGAAGCUGAAGAAGUUCAAGUCCCCAAAGGACCUGAGCUUCGAGUUCGGGCUGGAGGCGAGCGACGACGACCUCUGGAGCCGCCGGCGCAGCGAGCGGAUCUUCCUCCACGACGCCACGGCCUCUUCGGCCGGGCUGGCCUCCACGGCGCAGACCAGCUCCACCCCUGUGGCCAAAGCCGCCGGGCGCUGCGUGAAGGGAACACCUCUCAGCCCCAAGAAAGACGGAGGCAAAGGGAAAGAAAGGAAGGAUCUCAGCAAGAAGAAGAAAAGCAAAGAAGGCCCCUUCUGCUCUUCUUCCUCCUCCUCCUCGUCUUCCUCGUCCUCGUCCUCUUCCCUCUCGCCUCCGGGCAUUGCCAGCUCCAUGCCUGAUGCCCGAGGCAGCCUGACCAGCUCCCUGGGCUCCAGCAAGAAAAGCAAAACCAAGGCCAAAGCCAAAGAAGUGAAGAAAGAGAACCGAGGGAAAGGAGGCGCCGUCAGCAAACUGAUGGAGAGCAUGGCUGCCGAAGAGGAUUUUGAGCCCAACCAGGACAGCAGCUUCUCGGAGGAUGAGAAUGUGCCGCUCAGUUUGCUCCUGGAGAGGCCGCUGACUCCAGCCCCCCGUUCUUGCAUCAUCGACAAAGACGAACUGAAGGAUGGUUUGAGAGUCCUCAUCCCCAUGGAUGACAAGCUCCUCUACGCUGGCCACGUGAAGACCGUCCACUCUCCUGACAUAUACCGAGUCGUGGUGGAAGGAGAGCGAGGAAACCGACCCCACAUUUAUUGUCUGGAGCAGCUACUGCAGGAGGCAAUCAUUGAUGUGAAACCUCCUUCGGUGCGAUUCCUUCCGGAAGGCACACGAAUCGCCGCCUACUGGAGCCAGCAGUAUCGUUGCCUCUACCCAGGGACAGUUGUACGAGGUGCUCAUGAUCAGGAGGAAGACGGGGAUCUGAUAACAGUGGAGUUCGAUGAUGGCGACACCGGCCGGAUUCCCUUGUCCCACAUCCGGCUCCUUCCGCCAGAUUACAAGAUCCAGUGUGCUGAGCCAUCUCCCGCCCUCCUGGUGCCCAGCACAAAACGCCGCAGCCGCAAGUCCAGCAAGGAUACCGGGGAAGGGAAGGAGGGCAGUGGCACAGGGUCUGAGGAGCCAGCGGCGUCCAAAGGCAAAGGGCGUGGGAGAAAACCAAGCACCAAACAGAAAGCUGAAGAUACCGUCCUCAAGGAAGAAGCAAGCCAGGGGGAAGCUUCAACAAGCCCAUCCCUCGUGCCAGAGAAGCCCGUUUGCCUUAGCAAGCAAAGCGCAAAAGGCUCAAAGAAAGCACAGCAGGUCCCCAGCAGGACCUCCUCCCAGACAGAAGAAAAACGUCACAGCAAAGGCAGCAAAGUGAAGCUCUCCUCCAAGGUGCCCGGCCCGGCCCAGCCCGCCUUCCAGCCUCCGGCGUUCAGCAACACCCGGGGGGACGAGCCCUAUGCUGAGAUCCAGGGCGUCCUGGGGGCCUUCAGCUCUUCGGACACCUCCUCUGGCAAAGCCCGGUCCAAGAAGGAGAAAUCUGCAGAGGAGUCGCCAGAGUUUGGGUCGGCGGCCAAAGCCCAGAGGAAGAUCCCCGACAGCGAUAUCCUCAUCAAGCUGGACCACGAAGGAGUGAUGUCUCCCAAAACCAAGAAGACGAAGGAGGCCAUGCGGAUGCUGGGCAGCUCCAGCCUGGCCGGCAGGAGGGAGACCAAAAACAUCCUGGGGCUCAGCUACACCCCCGUGGCUGACGCCAAGCGGCAGAAAGCGUCCAGGGCCAAGGGGGCCGGCGGCGAAUCUCCGGCCCCGAACUUUGGGGGGAAGUUUAGUGGCUCCGGAGAGAACUCUGCGAAGCAGCAAGAGGACAAGGCGCAGGCCGGGCCGGCAGGAGACGAGUCGGAAAGCAACAGCAGUGGCAGCAGCUCUGAUUCGGAAGGGGAGGAGGAGGCGGAGAAGAACGGAGGCGGGGCCCCCGACAGCAGCUCGGCCAGCUCGAGGGCCUCCACGCCUGUCUCCUCCUCCAACUCCUCGUCCUCCUCUUCUUCCAGCAGCUCCAGCUCGUCCUCUUCCUCCUCCUCGUCCUCCACUUCUUCCUCCUCGUCCUCCAGCUCCAGCUCUUCCUCCUCUUCGUCGUCGUCUUCCUCCGCCACGGAUGAAGACUCCUCCUGCAGCUCGGACGACGAGGCGGCCGAAUCCCAGACGGGGGCCUCUUCCGCCCAGCAGACCCUCCCCGCCAAGGCGGCCAAGCAAGCGGGGAAAUCUCGCUCAGCCGCAAACCCCCAAAACCCCAAGCAGGAGCAGCAAGCGGCGCAGAAACAGCAGCAACAGCAACAGCAGGCGGGGGGCAAGACCCGCCCCAAGAAGCGCGAGGGGAUCCAUCUGCCCACCACCAAGGAGCUGGCCAAGCGGCAGAGGCUGCCCUCCGUGGAGAACCGGCCCAAGAUUGCGGCCUUCCUGCCUGCGAGGCAGCUCUGGAAGUGGUUUGGGAAGCCCACCCAGAGGCGUGGGAUGAAGGGGAAAGCCCGGAAGCUCUUCUACAAGGCCAUUGUCCGCGGAAAGGAGAUCAUCCGCAUCGGAGACUGCGCCGUCUUCCUGUCGGCGGGCCGCCCCAACCUGCCCUACAUCGGCCGCAUCCAGAGCAUGUGGGAAUCCUGGGGGAACAACAUGGUUGUCCGAGUGAAAUGGUUUUACCACCCGGAAGAAACCAACCCUGGGAAGAAGCUCAACGAAGGCAAGCGCUGGGAUCAGAAAUCCAGCAGGAGCCUUUCGACCGCUCUCCAGGCCUCCAGCCAGAGGAAGGACUUCAUGGAGCGAGCGCUGUACCAGUCCUCGCACGUGGACGAGAACGACGUCCAGACCAUCUCGCACAAGUGUCUGGUGGUUGACCUGGAGGAGUACGAGCAGAUGCUGAAGACCAAGAAGUACCAGGACAGCGAGGACCUCUACUACCUAGCGGGGACGUACGAGCCCACCACGGGCAUGAUCUUCAACACGGACGGGGUGCCGGUCAUCUGCUAACCGCUUCUGGGAAAGGGAAUUCCGGGAGGCACCCCGACACUCCCAAAGCAUUCGGAUCAAUACAGCCCACCCACCCCUGUCUGAGGGGGGGGGAGCAGAGUGGGGCAGAACAGAAGUUAAUGUGCCUGUUUCCGACGACAGCAUGAUUGUUUAAGCGCCCAGCCGCAUCGCGACAAGACAGGUUCCGGAAUACGAAAGAGGUUCGCCUUGCCCAAAGGGAUUUCCCGAAAUCAGCUGAGAUCCAACUGCAUUUCUCUCCUGCAGAAGAAGGGAACAGAUUUGCAGGAAAAGAAACGGCAGAUCAGAUUCUGCCCCUUGGCUUUGUGGCCACAACCCCUGAACUUUUCCCUCGGGUUCAGACUUCCAUAGGAUAUUUCAGGACACCGGUCGUGUGUUUUUUCUGGACUUUCCAAUUCCAAGGCGACCCGUCCCACCUUCCCUCGCCAACCGCCAACCGACUUUUGCCAGGUCAGGAAGGGGGCAAACCGUGCGUUGACUGCCAGUUAAGGAACACUUCGUUGUUGACUCUUUCGCCUCAAAGGACCUCCUCUCCGCUCUCUAGCAGGGAACUGAUACAGGGGAGCAGCCCUGAAAUCUCCGGUCGCAAGACGGGCAUUGGGUCUCUUGGGCGCAAAGAACUGUGGGCCGACAUCCCUCUUAGGUUACGAGGAGCUGAGCAGACGGGCGAGGAGAUAAGGUGCUGAACCAUUUUCACAGCAUGGGGAGAAACCCCCCCCUAUUUUUGGGCCAGCCCCACUUCUCCAACCAUGGGGGGUUGUCUCCCAAACAACAGCAUUUCCCUUCCUCGUGUAAGUUGAAUGUAAGUCGCUUGGAAACAUCAGAUAUUCUCUAAAUAAUAUUACACAGUUUGGGAGGAGAAGAAUCGUGUUUUGCUGCUGGUCAAUUUGCUGCUGCCUCUUCAGGAACCCAGAAAAACACUUUUUCCUCCUCCUAUUUUUCUUUUCUUUUUUACGUCUUCUGGACCCGCCUUCUGAAGAUGUCCACGCAGAAAGAGAUGCCUCAGCUCACCUCCCACCCCACUUCUCCGUGCCCCCCCCUUGGCACUACUUACGAAGGGCAAGGAGGAGACUGGCACUUGCAGAAACCUCACGUUUCCUCCCUCCCGCCCCCCGCAGGAUGGCGGGAUCCUGCGCUGAGCUAAGUGCGGACCCAGCACACGCUGAAUCAGAUUGUUUUCCUCCCCCAAAGUUUGUGAGUGUCCAUUAAUUCGCCCCUGGAUCUCUGCCAUUUUCCACCUCCCUUUCUGGGUCAACAGCUCUGGACUUCGCAGGGUAAAAAGCCCACUUUAAGUAGGGACGACCAGAGAGUAGGUUGGUUUUGAGGGACAGAGGCAGAGGACUUGAAUGACGACACAGUGUUUUUGCACUUAAGAAACCUCACACACUACAAGCCCAAGACGCCACGAUUGUUUCUGCCCUGAACAGAGUGUACAAUUCAAACACUACAGAGGGGAGUUACUUCACUUAACUCGGACAGAUGUAUUUUUUAAAAAACUACCUGGUACAAAGAGAAAUACCACAGAACCUGUAGCCACGGAGAGAGGCGCCAUCCCACCUCCCCAAAUUUUGCAAUCCCCUCCUUUUAAAGAACCACAGUGGUGCUCUACUGCCUGCCUUCUCCCGGCUUUCCGAAGACUUUGGUGGAUAAUAUUUCUAAAAGCAGCAUCAGUCACUCUGUACAGUUUUAACGUACCAAAAGACUCGUAAUGUGCCCCUUUCACACACACACUCACUCACACACACACACCAUCCCUGUAUUAUAAGCUCUUUAAACAAAACAAAACAAAACUUUAAAAACAGAGAAAGGAGAGGGGGGGAAAGAGAAGAAGCAAAAAUGGAUUCAACUUUUUAAUUAUAAAUAUAAAGUAUAAAUAUAUAAAUAUAUAUAAAUAUAUAAACUUUUUUUAAAAAAAACUGUGAAAAAAAAUUAUGAAAUUAUAAAAGCAAAACGCAGUCUGACAUUUAGAGUCUUAUUUUUUAUUUCCCGUUGGAUUGUGACUGUAAAAAAAGAAAGAGAAAGAAGAGAACACAGGGGAAACAGGAGAUCCAAAACGUUGCUUACACACGAACUGCGUACUGUAUCUGUGGAAGCAAACCUUGCGUGAGCAGAUGUUUGAAGAGAGAUGCAGAGAGAGAGAGAGAGAGAGAGAAAGAAAGAAAGAAAGAGAGAGAAAGAGA